Molecule: messenger RNA, 207 nt
Organism: Sphenostylis stenocarpa
Lineage: Eukaryota; Viridiplantae; Streptophyta; Magnoliopsida; Fabales; Fabaceae
Source: the annotation of a GenBank genome assembly
AUGGACCACUCCCAGUCCCAGAACUUGAGCCACCAAGCCGGUGAAGCCAUGGGACAAGCCAAGGAGAAGGCAAGUAACAUGAUGGACAGUGCAAGCAAUGCUGCUCAAUCUGCCAAAGAAUCCUGCCAAGAGGCUGGCCAACAAAUGCAGGCAAAGGCACAAGAUGCUGUUGAUUCUGCCAAGAGCUCAGCUGAGGCUAACAAAUGA